GGAUCAAGGCCCGAUUUCCUGUCCAGUUCAGUACAGCCCACUCUGACGUUUUCUGCUCUGGCUCAGCCUCAGUCUGCCUGUUCGUCUCUCCAGCUCGACCAGCGCCUGCACCACGCUUAGGAAAAUGACCGACAAGGGGCUCACUGACGAAGCUGUACUAGCGGCUUGCAAAGAUGGAAAUGCGAUCACUAAGGACUUCAUGAUGCAGCAGACCAUGCUGAGGGUGAAGGAUCCUGUGAAAUCCCUGGACUUCUACACCCGUGUGCUGGGCAUGACGCUACUGCAGAAGUUUGACUUCCCCUCCAUGCGCUUCUCCCUCUACUUCCUGGGCUACGAGGACAAGAAGGAGAUCCCUGGAGAAGUGAAAGAGAGGACAGCGUGGACCUUUUCUCGGCGAGCCACCAUAGAGCUUACACAUAACUGGGGAUCUGAGUCAGACGACAGCCAGUCCUACCACAACGGGAACUCGGACCCUCGUGGCUUCGGGCAUAUUGGUAUCGCGGUGCCUGAUGUGUACGCUGCCUGCAAACUGUUUGAAGAGCAAGGAGUCACUUUUGUCAAGAAGCCAGAUGACGGCAAAAUGAAGGGACUGGCCUUCAUACAGGACCCGGACGGAUACUGGAUCGAGAUUCUGAGCCCUAACAACAUGGUCUCCAUCACCGCCUAGAGAGACAGGGCAGAUGUUUCCGGGGUGGCAGAGUGUAGAUUUAAGCAGAGAAAGACCAGGUGUGCAAGCAUUAUGAAAACAACCCCCAGUUCUUUACAGGAAUUCACAAGAGCUGACGGUGGUGAUGGAGACCUGGGUUGCCCCAGUCCUGGACAUUUGCAAAGCGUUAGAAACGGACAAUCAAAACGGCAAGCUGUUAAGCUGUAUUAUGUUUGAUGCUGGUGUUUAGCUGGUUUUUUUCUCAGUGCUGGUCUGUGCUGACUGCCAGAGCAGAGGCUGUUCCCUCUUAUUUGAAUCCUCUCUGAUCCCACCCUAACUGUGGUUCCCAUGUGCAGUAAAGUCAGGCGCCUCUGGUA
Molecule: messenger RNA, 1023 nt
Organism: Anguilla rostrata (American eel)
Lineage: Eukaryota; Metazoa; Chordata; Actinopteri; Anguilliformes; Anguillidae
Gene: glo1
Product: glyoxalase 1
Exons: 6
Coding region: 125-667 (180 amino acids)
Molecular function (GO): metal ion binding; lactoylglutathione lyase activity
Source: RefSeq, a predicted model, not a curated record